Messenger RNA from Rotaria sp. Silwood2, 570 nucleotides. The record is from the annotation of a GenBank genome assembly. Lineage: Eukaryota; Metazoa; Rotifera; Eurotatoria; Philodinida; Philodinidae.
AUGAAAAAACGCAUCUAUUUAAAGGUAAAUAAAACUGUUCAAUUAUCCGAUAUCUUACAUGAAGAAAAUCGUAUGAAUCGGAAAAACAAACCUAAAUGGCAAUGUAAGAACAAGAGCUGUGCAGAAUGGAAUGAAGGUGGCAUCAAAAUUUGUUUGCACUGUUACAAUAAUCGUAAUGGCAGAAUUAUUCAACGUCUUUCAUAUAUUCCCGUUGUAGGAAUACCUUUUUCUGUCACACAUGCUGCACUUGAAACUGGUCGAGCUGGUCAUACAAAAGAACGGCAUGAUAAAAUAAGUGCCGGACUGGCAAUCGGUACAGCUGCAGUAGACAUUGUUCUAGCACCAGUUUUUGUUCAUUCUAUCGUGACAAUACCUGCAAAAGCAGCUGCUGUGACAGGAACACAAUUGACCGCCAACACCCUCUUCACACAAACGGGUAGGGUAGCUGCUAAUAUGACGGCUACGAACGUAUUAGGAGCAGUAAAAUUGAAAUCGAAAGCCGUUGACGUCACAGAGAAGAUUUAUGAAGCCUCAAAAUCGACAAAGAAAACAAAUGAAGAUAUUUACUGA